Molecule: messenger RNA, 1682 nt
Organism: Protobothrops mucrosquamatus (brown spotted pit viper)
Lineage: Eukaryota; Metazoa; Chordata; Lepidosauria; Squamata; Viperidae
Gene: MYBPH
Product: myosin binding protein H
Exons: 11
Coding region: 1-1395 (464 amino acids)
Molecular function (GO): protein binding
Source: RefSeq, a predicted model, not a curated record
AUGUCUGACCUCGAAGCUGCUCCGGGGGCUCCAGAGGUCGCCCUGGCCGCAGGUCCGCCCGGUCCGGAGGAAUCCCUGGCACCUAACCUGGCCGGAGCGAGAAGCCAGCCGGCGCCCGAAUGCCCCCUGCCCGUCGAGGCAACUUGGCAGAAGACCCAAGAAGUGGCAGCAUCUUUCAGUGCACCGCUGAAUUUGGCAGUAGAGGAUGUGAAUGACAGCUCUGUGACUCUAACAUGGGAUGGUCCUGAAAAUGUGGGCCCUUCUGGUCUGGAUGGAUAUGUAGUGGAAUACUGCAAAGAUGGAACAACAAACUGGGUGACAGCCAACAAAAAACCCUUUCUUUGUAUUCGUUACACAAUCCACAAUUUAAUAUCUGGAGAGAAACUUCAUAUUCGAGUGAAAGCUGUAAAAGAUAAUGCAGUUAGUCAACCAGCAUUUCUAGACCAGCCACUUCUCAUCAGAGAAAUUCUUGAGCAGCCCAAGAUCCGACUUCCACGCUACUUAAGAGAAUUGUACCUGAGGACUGUGGGGGAUAUGAUAAACCUCUUGAUCCCAUUCUGGGGAAAGCCAAAGCCACAAGUGACCUGGACCAAAGAAAGCCAACCUUUGGACCCCAAACGAGUUGUUGUACGCAAUACUGAGAAGGAUUCUGUAUUCUUUAUGCGUGCAGCACAACGUAAAGAUUCUGGAAAAUACCAAAUAAGUGUUAAGAUCUUAGAUGAAUUUGAAGAUGUGGCUACCUUUGAUCUCCUGGUGAUUGAGAAACCAGGCCCUCCUGAGAAUCUGAAGGUGGUAGACACCUGGGGCUUUAAUGUGGCAUUAGAGUGGAGCCCACCCCAAGAUAAAGGCAAUGCUGAUCUCAAGGGCUACAAAGUCCAAAAAGCAGAUAUGAAGACUCAACAAUGGUUCACAGUUUGGGAACAUUACAACCAUACAAGCUGCACAGUAUCUGAUCUCAUCAUUGGCAACAGUUACUCUUUCCGAGUUUUCUCAGAAAAUCCUUGUGGUUUAAGUGAAACGCCUGCUGUCACAAAGAAUGUAACGCACAUAACAAAAUCAGGAAUCGUGUACAAACCAGAGAAGUUCUGUAGCCGGGAUUUCUGUGAACCUCCCAAAUUCACUCAGCCACUGAUAGACAGAACCACCACCCAGGGCUAUAGCACCCAGCUCGUCUGCUGUGUCCGAGGCUUCCCAAAGCCCAAAGUGAUCUGGAUGAAAAACCAAAGGGAGAUUCAAGAAGAUCCAAAAUAUCUAGUGCACAUGAACCAGGGGAUUUGCUGUCUAGAAAUCCGCAAGCCUAGCCCUUUUGAUGGUGGUGUCUAUACAUGCAAAGCUGUGAACCCUUUCGGUGAAGCCUCUGUAGAUUGCAAAUUGAAUAUAAAAGUUCUGGAAUGAUGAUAUCUGGGAAAUCAGACGAAGAACAAGAUCUUGCAAAAUUCUCUUCUGGGUUCUCAGCUUGGGAGAGUCCUUUACGGUUCCUAGAUGGGAUCCACAGCUUGGAAAUAAUUUUACCACUGUGGAUUUUCAAAAGCAGAAAGUUCACCUGCUGCUGCACUGGCUCUAUAAAUAGCAACUACAUGUUUCCUGUAAUACAAAGAUUGUCAUCUAUGCCUCUUGAUAUUUACCCCUGCAGAACAAAUACUGAAUAAAGGAAUAUAUGGUAUGAGAAUGAAAUGAUUCCU